AGAGGAGGACGUGGAUAACCAUCCACGUCCUCCCGCUCCUCGAUCGGAAUCAAGGUCGAAGAGGAUUGACUUGCCCCAUCAAGUUAAAUCUUCCGCCGUCUCUCCCGGCAGUCGUGGCACCUCCUUCACCGUCUUGUGGAGACGCACGAUUGCCAAACUCUACCGAUCGAGCCUCCUCUCAGGACGAAUUGCACGCAAAAAGCACCCACCACCCGUGUGUGUACACCGCACCGAAAGAAACGCGUAGACUGCCGGGAUCGGUAGCGUCGAUUACCGCGCAUUUCAAACAUAUCUCGAUAAUCGCAAUUCGAUUGUACGGCAGCGCGAGUAGUCGUCACCGUUCAUUCACCGCGCCUGAACGCCACGUGACUAUCCCGAUGGUCCAACUGCGCAGAGCUUCGAGUCGUUGCAUCAAGUCGUUCAUCUCGUCGAUUGUCUCGGCAGAAUGAUCACUUCGCUCGCACGAAUUGGCAACUCUGCGACUGUCUUGCGUAGAAGUUUUAAUUGCUGGACGGCAGCGAUAACGAAGAAACACAGACCGGUUUACGAACGGACGUAUCCUACAACACUUGUUUUUUCUGACGGGAGUAGUAUAGAGAUCGAGUAUCAUGAGCCGCGAAAGAUAAUAGUCCUACCGCAGAAUCUCGCGGAACUUACAGAGGCAGAACAGAAGCGGAGACUUAAAAUGCGUAGACCGAAAACUAAAAUGGUUAUAGUCGAAGAACUUGAGGAUAACUUUGAUGAGAAUAGAUAUCUCAACAAGUGA
Molecule: messenger RNA, 766 nt
Organism: Trachymyrmex cornetzi
Lineage: Eukaryota; Metazoa; Arthropoda; Insecta; Hymenoptera; Formicidae
Gene: mRpL55
Product: mitochondrial ribosomal protein L55
Exons: 2
Coding region: 446-766 (106 amino acids)
Biological process (GO): translation
Cellular component (GO): mitochondrial large ribosomal subunit
Molecular function (GO): structural constituent of ribosome
Source: RefSeq, a predicted model, not a curated record